Messenger RNA from Penicillium daleae, 243 nucleotides. RefSeq lists its product as uncharacterized. The transcript has a single exon. NCBI's taxonomy places the organism in Eukaryota, Fungi, Ascomycota, Eurotiomycetes, Eurotiales, Aspergillaceae. The coding region runs from base 1 to 243 and encodes 80 amino acids. The record is from RefSeq and is a predicted model, not a curated record.
AUGUACGAGGUGUCGUCGCCUCAAAAUCGCAUGCUCAACGUCCCGGCAUUGCAGGCGUAUGGGGCGCAGGCCUGCUACGAAGGCCUUUCCCUAUGGGGACAUGCAGGUUUGGAGCAUCGACUCACGGCGACAGUUCGGGCCUUCUCAAUCACAACCACAACCACGCAGCAAGCCCAUGUCUCACAAUGGUUACACCACCCUUGGCCCCCUCAGUCGACACUCCAAAUCAAGCUUGUCAUCUAG